AUGGACGAACAAAUUCGAAUUGCUUUGACAAAUACCAAAGAACAAUAUCGGAAAGGUUUAGGUCUUAGAAAGGAAGUACGACGAGCUAAACGUCAGCAAGAUGAAUUUAAAUUAAUUGAUCAAUAUCAAUCACCACCAGUUCAAGAUUCAAGACUUGAGGCGAAAGAGCAAGGGCAGCAACAAGCAUCAGUAACAACUUCAAAUACAGAUGAAGAAUAUCUUAAAUCGAAUCACAAGAUUAUUCGUAAUGACGUGGUUGAUGUCGAAAAUGAUUCAAUAGAAGAUGAUAAUAUCUUGCACUAUUAUUUACAAGAUACUGAGAGUGAUUUGGAUGCAAAUGUUGGGUGUAUCGUCGAACUUCCUCUCAAACUACGUUAUCGUCGUUUUAAUAUGGCCCUCAUAUCCAUUUGGGUUGGGUACACUGAACCGUUAGCCAACUUGUGGUUUGGCAAAAUUAUUGAUAAAUUGAAUUAUAUAAAAUCACAAAAUAUUUGUGUUUCACCUGAUCUAAAUUACAAAUUAAAAUUUUUUGGUGUUACGGGUGACUGUCCGGCAAUUAAAUUAAUUUUGGACUUUGUUGGUCAUGGCGGCUAUUGGUGUUGUUGGAUAUGUUAUUUAAAGGGUAUUCAUGUUGACAAUAAGCGUCAAUAUCACUGUGAAUUACCAAUCAAACACCGUCAUUCAGAAAAAUAUUUACAAGAAUCAAUUCAAGCUGUCCAAGAAAAUCGUGAUAUUUUUGGUCAUCGUGGGGUUGGUGUUUUACACAAAAUAUUAGACACACCAUUACCUGAAUGUAUCAUCAUCGACUACUUGCAUUGCACAUAA
Didymodactylos carnosus is the source of this 825-nucleotide messenger RNA. NCBI's taxonomy places the organism in Eukaryota, Metazoa, Rotifera, Eurotatoria, Philodinida, Philodinidae. The record is from the annotation of a GenBank genome assembly.